Pungitius pungitius (ninespine stickleback) is the source of this 3239-nucleotide messenger RNA. It is a transcript of the gene fhip2a, whose product is annotated as FHF complex subunit HOOK interacting protein 2. NCBI's taxonomy places the organism in Eukaryota, Metazoa, Chordata, Actinopteri, Perciformes, Gasterosteidae. The transcript is spliced from 18 exons. The coding region runs from base 248 to 2605 and encodes 785 amino acids. The record is from RefSeq and is a predicted model, not a curated record.
GACACCAUUACUUAUGCGGUGUAGAAAGGCUGCAGUAGUCUCAGCUACUCUCUCCCCGUGUUACCUCCUUACGCCGCUGUCAUUAUCGCAGCCUCAACCCGCCAAAGACGACGUAAAAACGGACUCUCUUCUACAUUGCAUCCGUUCUUCAGCCACGACCCGUCCAGAAAAUAACAAUUAAGAGACUUGUUUGGUUUAAGUGUGUAAUGAAGGCUUCUGCGGCAAAAGAUACUCACCUCUAGCAGACAUGCCCGGGUCAUUAUAUGAAAGCUCCAAUCUGGAUCGAGGCGGCAACAACAGGAAGAAGAAGAUAGAGGAAUUCUCUAGGUCUUCUCGGGAGAAACUUGUCCAGUCGAAGAACAAAAUGUUCUCCAAAUUCACGUCCAUUCUUCAACAUGCCGUGGAAGCGCUUGCCCCAUCGCUGCCCUUACAGGAAGACUUUGUCUAUCACUGGAAGGCCAUUACACAUUAUUACAUUGAGACCUCUGAUGACAAAGCUCCGGUCACAGACACAAACAUUCCAUCCCACCUGGAACAGAUGCUGGACAUCCUGACCCAGGAGGAAAGGGAAAGGGAGUCUGGAGAGACCGGACCCUGCAUGGAAUAUCUCCUACACCACAAGAUCCUGGAGACUCUCUACACCUUGGGCAAGGCAGAUUGUCCUCCAGGGAUGAAGCAGCAGGUUCUCACCUUCUACACAAAGCUCCUAGCACAUAUUCGUCAACCUCUCCUUCCACACAUCAAUGUCCACAGACCUGUACAGAAACUGAUACGUCUGUGUGGGGAGGUGCUCACUGCUCCUACCGAAAAGGAAGAGAUUCAGUUCCUCUGUAUAGUCUGUGCCAAACUGAAGCAGGACCCAUAUCUCGUUGACUUUUUCCUUGAGAAUAAGUCAAAGAGACCUGAGACAAAGAGUCGCGGCGGGACAGAGGUGGUGGAGGAGAAUGUGUUGGCUCCAGACACGGGACAGUCUCUGGCAGAGGAGACGGCUGACCACCCAGAGGAGCUUCAGGCUGCUGCUGCCUCCUCCUCUAGUGCAAACUGCAGCAGCAGCAGCAGCAGCAGCAACAACAACAACUACAAUCUUGUCACCUCGCUGCUCAACCUCACAAAAAGCCCUGAUGGCAGGAUAGUGGUGAAGGCAUGUGAGGGCCUGAUGCUGCUGGUCAGUUUACCAGAGCCUGCGGCUGCCAAGUGUUUAACAGAAAACACUGAUCUCUGUGAGCUGCUGACCGACAGGCUGGUCACCUUUUACAAAGCCCUCCCGCAGUCCAUGGAUCCCUUGGACAUUGAGACAGUGGAGUCAGUCAAUUGGGGUCUGGAUGUAUAUAACCUGAAGGAGGAUGCUGCUGUCUUUACAGGGAAGAGAGCUCUAAUCUCCUUCCUGUCCUGGCUGGAUUACUGUGACCAGCUCAUCAAAGAAGCUCAGAAGUCAGCCGCUGCAGUGAUGGCAAAAGCAGUGCGAGAGCGAUUCUUUGUGUCUGUGAUGGAGCCUCAGCUCAUGCAGACGUCCGAGGUGGGCAUCCUGACCUCCACAGCCCUGCUGAACCGGAUCAUCAGGCAGGUGACCUCAGAGGCUCUGCUGCAGGAGAUGAUUUACUUCCUGCUCGGGGAGGAGAGGGAGCCGGAGACUCCAGAGUUGGUGACUCAGAAUCCACUUCGACACCGACUGAUUGAGCACUGCGACCACCUGUCAGACGAGAUCAGCAUCAUGACCCUGCGGCUAUUCGAGCAGUUGAUUCAGAAGCCCAGCCAGCACAUCCUCCACAGCUUGCUGCUGCGCAGCCUCGAGGAGAGGAACUACCUGGAGAACAAGCCGCAGGAUGAGCGGGAGCCCCUGGAGAACGGGCAGCCCCACGAUGCUGUAGACCUCGAGGAGGAUCCACUGUUUGGUGACGACAGCGCUCCAGAGAGCAGGUUGUCCGGUUCUGAUUGGCUCAGCUCCUCCCCACAACAGAGCCCGGACCACUUAAAGUCCGACGGGAAGACCGAGGUGCACAAGAUCGUCAACAGUUUCCUGUGUUUGGUGCCUGAUGAGGCCAAGUCAUCGUAUCAUGUGGAGGGCACAGGCUACGACACCUACCUCAGGGAUGCACACAGACAGUUCAGGGACUACUGUGGGGUGUGCCAGCGGUGGGACUGGAGGAGCAAUCCAAAGCCUUUUGAGAAGUGCAACCUGGACAGCCCGUUCUUCGAGGGCCACUUCCUCAAGGUGCUCUUUGACAGGAUGGGUCGCAUCCUCGAUCAGCCCUAUGAGGUCAACCUGCAGGUGACUGCUGUGCUGUCCAAGCUGUCAUUGUUCCCCCACCCCCACUUGCACGAGUACCAGCUGGACCCUUAUAUCAAUCUGGCCCCUGGCUGCAGGUCUCUGUUCUCUGUCAUCGUCAGGGUGGUGGGAGAUCUCAUGUUGAGGAUCCAGCGCAUCCCCGACUUUACCCCCAAACUGCUGCUUGUGAGGAAGCGAUUACUCGGCCUGGAGCCUGAGGGCAUCAACAUCGACCACAUGACUCUUCUAGAGGGGGUGAUCGUGCUCGAGGAGUUCUGCAAAGAGCUCGCAGCCAUUGCCUUUGUUAAAUACCACGCAGCGGCCGCCUCCUCACCGUAACCUCCAUCGGGGCUCGCUGGGUGCCACAGAGUUGUCGAACGUUUACCACUAAAUGCUCAUCCCUGCAAGACUGGUAAAGCCCACACAAACAAGUUCAUCACCCCCCCCCCCCUCCUCCGCUGGGGCUCACCUUGGAUGUGGAGCACAGACACUGCCCGGCCAGCGAAGCACCAAGAGGAGAACACAGGACAAGCCGCAGAGAGACGCUCACUGGACCUUUGCCACCUCUGUGUUUUCUGUCUCUCCCUCUUUGUUUCUCUACCAGCAGAAAGAGAGCCGUGUAAUUAUUAUACCAAGAAGACAAAGAUGUUUGUGUAUUUAUUUUUCUCCCAUCGUAACCCAUUUGUAAACAUCAUUGCCUUAGUGUGGAGCAGCACCUUUCAGCUACAGAACACUGUUUCCUUUUGAAACAUUUUUAUCUGGAAUCCUCACAAGUUGUCUGUUUGGAGAGACCAGAGGGGGGAAAUCCCAAUACCUUCAGCCUACAUGUACUGGUAAAUGCAUACAUAUCAAACUGCAGUAUUUACGAUACUGCACUGCAUAUUUUAAAUGCUAAGUCCUCUUUAUUUAUUUGUUUGCUUUGAUGUUGCCUUUUUAACUGUCACAUUGAGGAUCAAAUCAAUGAUUUACUUCA